AUUGCAUUCCAUUGAAUUGAAAUCUAAUUUCAUUGAAUUGAAAUUGAAUUUUACUAUUGAAUAUUGCUACAAUUGGCUUGCCAUACCAUGACUAACUUUGUGUGGUGAUAAACAGAAGAAAAAAAAAACAUGCCUUGAUGUUACAUUAAGGUUAUGAAUGAUUUAGAAAUUUAUUGUAACCAUACUAUAUCAUUUGCCCUCGAUCUUUCGAGCUUAUUAUCUGACUGUAAAUUGGUUAUAGGAGGAGUUGAUUAGUAGAGGGUUCAGACAAGUGAGGUUUACGUUUAGAUUUACGUUCCAUAGCUCUGUUCACGAAACUAACAGCAGUUAUUACAAUGCAAAUUUGUGAGUCAGUUAUAUUCACGAUGUAAACGUCUGCUGACGCAAUCAUCUAACAAUGUUUAUCUAAGUAUUGUAAUGACUCGGUACAGUAAAGUCUCUAAAGCAUUAAAAUUGUUCAAGAACUGAGAUACCAUUAAACCUUAGAAAAAGUUAAAAAAUUUCUUGAAACGCGAUAUGAAAUAAUUUUUCGCGGAGUUCUAAUGGGCUCUUGCUUUCUCAGAAAAAAGUAUUUUUUGUUUUAAGAGUUCUCACAACUAUUUGAAGCCCCCUCUCCCACCCAUUUAUCCAACAGUGUUGAAGGCAGCCACGAGGCUUGACAGAGAAAAUUCACCUUUGAUUUGGGGUUUGGAGAGGGAGGUCAACAGCAAGACUCUUCGGUGGGAUGAAAAUUAAUCGUGCGAAUACUUUAGCCAAGGCAUGGUGGAAGCUCCCCUCUAUAAAUGUAUUGCGAAAGUUGUAUCGAUAAAAAGUGUCUGUAUUUCAUCUCAAUGAUACAUCUAUUGCGUUGCUCAGUUCUUUAAAUAGAUGAAUAAUACAUUUCCAUUUAAGGUUAUAUUGCGUGACUAAGCCGUAAUGAAUUCUGGGUAUCUUCUACGAAACCAAACUAAUAAAACCAUUUCGCAAGAAUAAAUAUUUCGUUUAUUAGCGGAUCCUUCCUCUUGUAUAGGUCUACAAAACAUGGAGAUACAAGUUAAAAACUGUAAGACUGUUCACCUUUUUAACUGUGACAAAACUUUCCAACUGGAUUCAGUGGAAGCACUCUUGGCUGCAGUGAAAGGCAAACUUGAAUUCGAAAUAUCAACCAAACAGCAUUCAUUCAGACUUUCGGAGAUGUCCCGUUUGAGCGACAGCAUAGUUCCCUCUCUGCAAAUGGAUUUUGCCAUUUUUGUCGUUCAUGCCAAUGAAUCUCGACUCUCUAUCAACGAAGACAACGCUGGCAUUGGUUACGCGAAGAUCUACAGAGCUUUGCUUAAAGCGACUGGCGAAAAAGUUGUGGUAAUUAUAGGUGGUGACGACAACUAUGAAGGGAAAGAAGAGGAAAACAAAGCUGUUCUGUCACGUUGGGCUCGGAGUAAAGUAUCGUCACAAUUCGGGAAGGAAUAUCUUGACGGAAGGAAGAGUUUCAGUUUUUCCUGGCACACAAACCACCGAGCGAUUCACGAAAAGGCUCUUAUACACUUUUUUGAUCCAAGUAAGAGGGGCGAAAAAUUUGAUUAUCAUCUGCCAGAAAUCAUUCUACCAGCCGAUGCUUUAAACGCAACAGCUGAGAAAAAUGAACAGGAGUUGAAUCCUCAAUCAGAUACUAGACCAUGUACGCCAAUAAGCAGUCCAGAAAAUAAUUUACCGUUUCCAACGGAUAAGGUCGAGUAUGUCAAUGAAUUUGAAGUAACUUACAACAAAGACGAGGAGGAAGUAACCAUUGCUGUUGGUCCUCACGAUCAAAUUCCUACAGGGUCGAUUUAUAAUUACCCAGAAGGCUCAGUUCUUCUAGAUACUCGGCUUCGCUAUGGGGAAGUCUCAGAGGACGUGAGUGAUGUGGUUCAAAGGAAGAAAGGAUGGCAGGUACCGGAAGGCUACAGGGAUCAUCUGAGGGGAAAACAUGUGGCAGACCCCAACCUUGGAAUAAAGUUUGUUGUUCACCGGAACGAGCUUACCACAGUUGUAAUCCGCAACUGGUUUCGACCGUUUUGGGGGGGAUGUUGUACUGUACUCUAAGCGUUAAGAAAGUAUAUAUUUUUCAACAAACUUUCCUAAACAACCAGAAGUAAUAUAUAUUCAUCUUUCGAGGCAGAGCGUCGAACAAUCUAUAGUUUAAACAGAGAUGACCAAUAACUUCAUUUUCGAUGCAUGGCAAAGAUUACUUUAGUCCUGGGUUUGAAAGCUUGCAGAAAUACCAAUCAUUGUAAAGACAUUAUUGACAUAACGCUGUCGUUAAGUUCUAGUUGGGUGAGAAAGCUCGCCACAGUUGGACAAAGGUGAUUUGGCUUCCGUACUGAUUCCUCAAUACCCAUAUUUUAACGUCCAACCUACUAUGCAUGCAAAAGUCCCACUCUCCAAGAGUUGUAGUCACUGAUCGCCUGUAUUUUGUAACUGAUUUUAAGAAAGUUUAGAAUGCUAAUGAUUCUGCGAAACAUUGAAUGUCCUCGCACAACAGUUUCCUAGAACUCUUUUGUUUCAAAUUUGAUUUUCGAAUUGUUUCACAUCGCUGGUCAAGGGUACAAGGUCUUAAAUAAAGAAAUUAAUAACCAUACUA
Stylophora pistillata is the source of this 2596-nucleotide messenger RNA. RefSeq lists its product as uncharacterized. Lineage: Eukaryota; Metazoa; Cnidaria; Anthozoa; Scleractinia; Pocilloporidae. The record is from RefSeq and is a predicted model, not a curated record.